Messenger RNA from Sardina pilchardus (European sardine), 2562 nucleotides. RefSeq names its product X-prolyl aminopeptidase (aminopeptidase P) 2, membrane-bound (gene xpnpep2). The transcript has 21 exons. The annotation marks the transcript as partial. Lineage: Eukaryota; Metazoa; Chordata; Actinopteri; Clupeiformes; Clupeidae. The record is from RefSeq and is a predicted model, not a curated record. Gene Ontology annotation, molecular function: metalloaminopeptidase activity.
CACACACUUGCUCCCUCACUCACUCCCUCACAUACACACAGGUCUCCUGUGCUGUCAUUCCUUCUCUCUGGAUUAGCUUGUGGCAGAUGGUGCAGAAUGUCUUGGUCGGGGUGGAUUCUACUUGUAUGUUUUGGGGUACUCACAGGAGGAGCCAGUAGAGCUCUCGCUGAAGGGUCUGGCCCCACAGAGAGGAACUGCUCCGCUGUUCCACAAUAUCUCCCUCCGACGGCGGUGAACACCACACUAGUGCUGCAGGCUCUGAGAGAUGCCAUGAGGGAGCAGAACAUCACAGCCUACAUCAUCCCUGGCACAGAUGCCCAUCUGAGUGAGUACAUUGCUCCACGGGAUGCUCGGGUCGCCUUAAUGUCUGGCUUCACCGGUUCAGCAGGCACAGCGGUGGUGACACUGACCAGAGCCACGCUGUGGACAGAUAGCCGAUACUGGGUCCAGGCUGAGCGGCAGCUGGACUGUAACUGGGAGCUGGAGAAAGACGUCUCCAUACGCAGCAUCACAAACUGGCUCAUCCAAGUGGUUGAGGAGGGGGAAGAGAUCGGCUUUGAUCCCUAUGUCUUCUCAGUCAAGACGUUCAGCUCUUAUAACGUCAACCUGUCCCCCGCCAGCCUGAAGCUGAAGUCCAUUCCUGCCAACCUGGUAGAUAAAGUAUGGACCAAUCGGCCAGCUGUCCCCCCAGACAACCUUGUGCGUCUACCGGACAACAUCAUCGAAAGGACUUGGCAAGAGAAGGUAACACAUAUCAGGAACACGAUGAAGGAGAGCCCUUACAAGCCCACCGCUGUUCUUCUCUCCGCUCUCGACGAAACUGCCUGGCUCUUUAACCUUCGAGGGAAUGAUAUUCCAUACAACCCAUUCUUCUAUUCCUAUACCCUGGUGACUACAGAUGAGAUCUGGCUGUUUGUGCACACAGCUCGUGUGACAGACGAGCUGAAGACAUACUUGAACGCAAGCUGUUGGACGCCUGACUGUGUGCAGCUGCUUGAGUACGGUACGGAACGAAGCCUCCUGGAAUCCUACCUAAGACGGUCCGGUGUAAAGGUGUGGGUGGGGACAGAGUACACCAACCAGGCGCUCUACGAGCUCAUCCCGGAGGACAAGUUAAUGAUCACUGAUUACUCACCAGUACUCACCACCAAAGCUGUGAAGGACCCCACAGAGCAGCGCAUCCUCCGAGAGGCACAUAUUAGGGACGCGGUGGCAGUCAUGGAGUUCCUGAUCUGGCUGGAGAAGACUGUCCCCGGGGGAAAAGAGACCGAGCUCACAGCCGCACAUUAUGUCAACGAGUGCCGCAAAAAACAGGCCCUCAGCAGGGGUCCCAGCUUUGAGACCAUCUCUGCCAGUGGACCCAACGCUGCUCUUGCACACUACAGUCCUGCUGAAGGGACGGCACGAGCGCUGACUGUAGAUGAGAUGUACCUUGUGGAUUCUGGCGGCCAGUACCUGGACGGAACAACUGACAUCACCCGAACAGUACAUUGGGGCACCCCCACUGACUUUCAGAGGGAGGCCUUUACCCGAGUGCUGAUGGGGAACAUUGAAAUUUCUAGAAACAUCUUCCCUGAUGGAACAAGAGGCGUCAACAUGGAGAUGCUGGGCCGCCGGGCAUUGUGGGAGGUCGGACUGAACUAUGGUCACGGUACAGGCCACGGCGUGGGCAAUUACUUUGGAGUUCAUGAAUGGCCUGUGGGUUUCCAGUCCAACAAUAUUCCCUUUAAAGAGGGCAUGUUCACUUCUAUAGAGCCUGGAUACUACAAAGAGAAUGACUUUGGCAUUAGAAUUGAGGAUGUUGCUGUCUUGGUUCCAGUUAAGACACCGUACGGCAAUAACUUCUUGACCUUCGACACUGUGUCUCUGGUUCCCUAUGACCGGAAGCUGAUCAACACUUCAAUCAUGAGUCCGCAGCAGCUGCAGUGGCUGGACCGCUACUACCUGUCCAUCCGUGAGACGAUGGGGCCGGAGCUGGAGCGGCAGGGCCUGAAGGAGGUGCAGGAGUGGAUGAUGAAGCACACGGAGCCCUUCCAGAGCCCCACCUCCUCCGCCUCAGUGUGCUCCCUCUCCCUGCUCCUCUACCUCAUCCCCACUGCACUCAUCCACCACAUCCUCUGAGACGCUCCUCUCCUCCGCCUCGCGCUCUUCACUUUGAUCUCCGUUUUGUUUGUGUCUUUCACGCACUGUUUCUCUUCACAUCAUCAUGUUGUUUUCACUGGGACUCCAUCACCUGCUUGUUUAAGACUGUUUUCCUCUUUUGUCCGCACCUCUGGUCUAUAUCUUUUACCUGUUCUGGGUUUUCUACAUUGAUUGUCUCGCUUCUUUAGUAAUAUGGGUUUCAAUCAUAAACAACCUCCUCAUUUGUCUGUGAGUUAUUGUGAUGUGCUCAUACUGUAAGUCAGCAUUCAUGUUCAAUUAAGAUAUUGUGAUUUUGUUCAUUUUCUUCUUACACUGUAAUUUAAUUUUGUUUAUGAGCUGUAAAAAGCCAAAUAUGUGUGUAUUCAGAAAAAAAGUCUAUUCUUAUUUAUAAUUUAAUAAAAAAUGACAACAACGCUUGCA